Messenger RNA from Pogona vitticeps (central bearded dragon), 2663 nucleotides. The record is from RefSeq and is a predicted model, not a curated record. NCBI's taxonomy places the organism in Eukaryota, Metazoa, Chordata, Lepidosauria, Squamata, Agamidae.
AUGGGUGGCAGCAGCUGGAGCGGGAAUGCCUUCCUCACGGGGGGGGGGAGAGGUUACCUCAGCCCCCAGGGCCACCGUGGUCUAUGCGACCUCCGGCUCCAAGAGAAGGACGAGCUGCGGUGGAAGAAGCUCAAGGCCGAAGGCCUGGACGAGGACGGCGAGAAGGAGGCCAAGCUGCGCCGGGACCUGGACGUAAUUCUGGCUAAAUAUGGAAUGAAUGGGAAGAAAGAUGCUCCACUUGGGGCCACAAACUACAUCAAAGAUGGUCUGGGAGAUGAUAUACUUGAUGACCCCAGGUUGGAGAAGUUGUGGAACAAGGCAAAAGCCUCAGGCAGGUUCUCAGAUGAAGAACUGGAGAAGCUGUGGAGGGAGUUUAAACACCACAAAGAGAAAGUCCACGAAUACAAUAUUCUGCUAGAGACCGUGAGCCGGACGGAAGACAGCCACAAGAAUGUGAUCAGCCUGGCGGAAGAGGAGAGCCCCUUCAAGGAGGAGCUGCUGCACAACAAGCACUCGGAGCUCAAGGAGAAGCUCCACAGCAUCAACCAAGGCUUUGAGCGCCUGCGGAGAGUCAGCCACCAGGGCUACGACUCCACCAGUGAAUUUGAGGAGCCCCGAGUGAUUGACUUAUGGGAUAUGGCCAAGUCAACUAAUUUUACACAGGAAGAACUUGAAUCACUUCGGGAGGAACUGAAGCAUUUCGAGGCCAAAGUGGAAAAGCACCACCACUACCAGAAGCAGCUGGAGAUCUCUCACCAGAAGCUGAAGCACGUGGAAGGGAUGGGGGAUGAUGAGCACCUCAGCAAACACAAGGAGAAAUACGCCAUGCUGCAAGAGAAGACCAAGGACCUGGGCUACAAGGUUAAAAAACACCUGCAAGACUUGUCCGGUAGAAUUUCUAGAGGCUUUCAACACAAUGAACUUUGAACCUCUCCCGUCAUCGUAGGAUCUCCCUGCUCUGGUCAAAAUAUAAUAUUGACUGUAUGCUGAAUUUUGUAUAGUGACUUGAAAUCCUGAUGUAAAUGGUCUUUGCUGACAAGAUGUGUUUCCCUGCUGUGUCCCUUUCCUGAGACCUCCUUGUGUUCUGUAACUUUCUCUCCUGUCAAUCCUGUUGUAACUUUCCCUGUAUACUUUUAGAGAAAAGAAGCCAUCGACAUGAGGCACCAUGCAGGGGGAAAAGGAGGGCUUUCAAGGUUUUGGCUGAAAAGGGUGUAACAUUCAGUUGCAUCCACUGAAAAAUUAACAGCUCACUGCUGAGAUUCUUGGAGGAUGGGCAGACAUCCUAGCAGUUUUCAGAUUCCUAGUAAGGGUUCAUUAAUGGGCCGUUAGAAGUGACCGCAUGAGGCACCAUUUGCCAUCUGCAGGCACAGCAAAGCAGUUGGAUUUUGACCACAAUGUCACCUUUUUUUGUUUGAAUAAAGAAAAAGAAAAAAAGGACCAAACGGUGUGGUCGCUGAGCAUGGAAUAAGAAGGAAGGGCUGGCCUGUCCCCCAGUGUUCUUCCUGAGACCUUCUGGGCCUGCCAGCGCAAGGUUGUGCUGACUGUGUGUCGUGCAGAUCGGAGGGCUUUUUGAGGAAGGGCCCAAAUUGCAGCCUCUUUCCUCCAAUGCUGCCUGCAAGACUAGGAGGAGCCGGGCGGGCGGGGGGGGGCAGCAGGAACUGCUGUGGAAGGCGUUUGGCUUCUGGGCGCCGGAACACGCAGAGCCUCGCCUGUUCCUACUUCUCCCGCCACUUCUUCUUUCUCUUCGUCGCCAAGCAGGCAUGGAGCUGUCAGGACCAGUUUGACACCCUUGCAAGCCCGAAGUGCUCUUUUGUGGCAGCAUUUUGGAAAUUUGUGACAUUCCAACUAAGCAAGAAAGUCAGAGGUGGAAGCCUGUUGGGGGGACAUCUAGCAGGCUAGCUGUGGGAAGGAGAAGGAAAGCAUCACACUAGGAGAUGCAAUGCCAAGGGAGACUCAUGGGUGCUGUUUGUUUUUCUGGCCAUUUACUUGGGAUGGGGUGGGGGCGCAAUCCUACUCUCUCAGUCAUUCCCCUACUUCUGCUCUGUCCCUGUGCUUUGCUUUUUUUGCCACAUUUCUGUUCAUGGAGGCUGGGGGGAGCCCUGGAGCCCAAAUGUGCAUCUCCUUGUCACAACCAGGUGGUAUUUAGGAUGGAAAAAAAAUACAUUGCCUCCAUAUUUCCCUACAGAAAUAUCCUUUCUGCACCUCUAGAAGCUGGCAGUGCAGUUCCAUGCAUUGUACCAUUGAAAUCUCUCCACUACUGUGACUUGUGGAAUGUUCCAGUGAGAAAAUACUGUAUGCUCAAAUUGGUAUGUGUGUUUUUAAAAGUACGUACACAACUGUGCAUAGAUUUCCAGCUGAGAAGAGCAAAACUGUGAAACUUCAGCACAGAAGAGUGAUAAAAGGAUGCUGGUCGGAUUUCUGGAAAUGGAAUGAAAUGAGGCGUGACUCAUUUUCAUGUGCAGGAGUUACUGGGGGAGCCUCCCCAGUCAGAGGGCAGCUCGGGACCGAAAUGCUUACAGGAUAAGCUUCUGUACCAGAGGCUUCCCGUAUUGUUAGAGUAGGGUUGCCGCUUUCAUUAGCUAGUUUCAACCAUUCCUGAUUUUGUUUAGUUGCGCCCUGUUUUUCAUACAUUGAAGUGUUCUAAUAAAGUGGAUGAAAUAAUA